GAAAAUCCAAUAAUGUAACUUAUUGUGAAAUUAAGAUUAGACAAUGUCGGACUUGGAACAGACACAAGCAAUUUAUUUAGAGGAUUAUGAUGAAGAGACAGAUGAAGAAAAUACAGAUGGAGAGAAGAAAAUAGUCUCCUUUUUAAAAGUUUUAAAGCAAGAGGGGUUUCCAGAAAAGCUUUUCCCUUUGUAUGAGGGUGAUAAUGUCAUUGGGCGUCAAGAAGAUGUAUGUAACAUUGCAAUUCCCUUAAAGGCCUUGUCUAGACAGCAUGCAUGCAUUGAAAUACGAGGAGAAAACCAUCUAAUUUAUGAUAAGGGAAGCAGGAAUAAAACCAGAAAGGGCAAGUUAUUUUUGACUCCACAAGUUCGCUAUGAGUUGAAAGAUAAGGAUAAUUUACUCUUUGGGGAUGUGAAGUGUGUUUACAUCAUUGGUGAACAUGACAAUCCAGAGGACUCUGAGACAGGAUCUGAAUCCGGAUUCCAGACAGCUCCUACUGAUUUGUUGGAUAAUAAAAUAAAAACCUCCCGUGUAACCACUCUUGUGUACGAGUCAGAGGAAGAGGAGUAUGAGAGUGAUGGCAGUGUGGAUCUCCUACAACCUACACAGGCUUUUAUACAGAAACAAGAUGGAAACAAGAAAAGCCGAAUUAAUUUUGACUUGGACACAGAUGAAGAAAGUGACAGGAAAAGCCCAGACAUAACUGUGAAAGAAACUCCAGCCCCUAGUAGGACCAAAGGUAUAUUGAGCACUUCAGUUGUGUUACCAGAAUCUGGGUCAGAAACGGAGGAAGAAGAAAGUCCUCACUCAGGGAAAGGUGUACAGAAGAGGAUUGCCAGUGAUCUGAGUUUACUACAGGCUCCUACUCAGCGCUUCUUAGCAGAGAGUGAUGCAGAAACCACUGAAGAGGAUUCGCCUAAAAAGAGUAUCCUUUGUGCUGAAACCCAAUCAUUCCUUGAAGACAAAAGAGGAAAGAGUGGUGUCCCACAGGGAAUAGUACUUGACAGUGAUCACGAAGAAAAGGAUGAGGACAUCCCUGUGGUUGAGGUGGAGGAGGAGGAGAAUGAGGAAGAAGAGGCAGACAUGAGUCACUUGUUUGCUAAUCCGACCCUGGCCAGCGAUCUUCCAGAGGAUGUCAAGGACACUGAAGAGGAAGAGGAUACUGUGACAGAUGAGGGGGAUCAAGAGGCUGAGACUCAGGUUUUCACUGACCAGACAGUGGCUGUCAGCGAUGAAACGGUGGCUGUCAGUGACGCGACAGUGGCUAUCAGUGAAGAUACAUUGGUUAAGAAUAAAAGCAGGGGAAAAGGAGGGAAGAAGUAUGGAAGAACCUCCAAAAGUACUCCAAUUGUGGAGGUAGAAUUAAAUGAGGAUGAAGAUGAGGCCACACAGAAGAUUUCUGACAUAACUGAUGGUGCAACACUUGCUGUUUGUAAUCAGGCUGAGAAUGAAGCCACUCAGGUUUUUGACAAUAAAAUGAAGGAGGCAGAGACUGUAGCCAUUGAAUGUGAGGCCACACAGGUCUUCAAUGAUAAAUCAGCUGACGCUGAGACUGUAGCCAUAGAAUGUGAGGCCACACAAGUAUUUAACUAUAAAUCAGCUGAGACUAUGGCCAUAGAAUGUGAGGCCACGCAGGUCUUUGAUGAAAAGACUUCAGAAGCAGAAACUGUUGUGUUUGAAUGUGAGCAAGGUGAUGAGAAAAUGGCGGAAGCAGAGACAGUAGCUGUUGAAUGUGAAGCAACUCAAGUUUUUGAUGAUAACAAGGCAGCAGAGGCAGAAACUUUGGCCAUGGAUGGAGCCACCCAAGUGUUUGAUGACAAGCCAAGUGGGGAUGAAAUGGGAGACAGUGAUUCAACUCAAGUGUUGGGUGAAAAAAAUUUGGACGCUGAUGUCAUACCAGCAGAAUGUGAAGCAACACAAGUAUUUGACUAUGAUGAAUUGAAUAUUGUAAAGAGAAAAAGUGAUUCUACAGCAGAAACUGUUGCUCUAGAAUGUGAGCCUACGCAGGUAUUUGAUGAAGGAACAGACAGUGGACCUAGGACAGCUAGGUCAGACAGAAACACCGAAGCGGAGACUGAAGACCAUUCGGAGCCUAAACAGUCUACUGAGGAGGAUCAAACUGUUAAAAAGAAAGGCAGGGGCAGGGGCAAAAAAUCUACAGCAGAAUCCAAACCAAAAUCUGAAGUCACUGUGGAUUCAGAGGAAAUUCAACCAAAGAGAAGUGGCCGCAUAUCCAAAAGAAAGUCAUUAGCUGUGGAAGAAAAACCUGUGGAAAAAGCUCAGGAUACCACAACCAAGAAAGGAAGGGGCAGAAGGGGAAAGGGUGGCAAGAAUACGGCUGAUGUCACAGAGGAGUCGGGAGGGAGGGGUGAAGAGGUCACAAAGGAGGAGACUGAGUCUGACUUUACCACAGAGAAAACGACAGCAGAGGAGGGGGAAGUGGACGGCAGGGUGAAUGACACAAACUCAGACACAGGUGUAGAGGAGAUAGCCCAGACUGUACCGUAUACAAUGGUGUGUGAUGAUGAAGACUUACAACCCACACAGGCCUAUUGUAUGGAGGAAGAUGAUGAAAGUACUACACCGCCAAUCUCAGAAGUACUGGGAGUAGAGGUCAAGGAUGGAACGCCAGUUGAACCAGUUAAAAUGGUACAAGAAAUACCAGACGUUUUG
This is a messenger RNA of Saccostrea cuccullata (small rock oyster), 2671 nucleotides long. Its product is annotated as mediator of DNA damage checkpoint protein 1-like. The record is from RefSeq and is a predicted model, not a curated record. Gene Ontology annotation, molecular function: protein binding. The annotation marks the transcript as partial. The transcript has 16 exons. Lineage: Eukaryota; Metazoa; Mollusca; Bivalvia; Ostreida; Ostreidae.